Messenger RNA from Epinephelus moara (kelp grouper), 534 nucleotides. RefSeq names its product shadow of prion protein 2 (gene sprn2). NCBI's taxonomy places the organism in Eukaryota, Metazoa, Chordata, Actinopteri, Perciformes, Serranidae. Bases 1 to 534 code for a protein of 177 amino acids. The transcript has a single exon. The record is from RefSeq and is a predicted model, not a curated record.
AUGUCUGGCCUGCACAAACUCCCCCUCACAGUGGCCCUCUGCCUGCUGCUCCUUGCCACACUGUUACCCAGCUCUGAGGCACGGCGUGGUGGUCGUGGUGGCUUUGGAGGUGGAGGUUUUGGCCGAGGUGGAGGCUACAGCCGAGGCUGGGGUGGCGGUGGGGCGGGCUACAGACCCGUCCAGAGCAGUGGACCCAGUGCAGGGAAAGUAGCUGGGGCAGCUGCAGCGGGCGCCGUAGGAGGAGCAAUGCUGGGAUCUGCCUUGAGCCGCCCUGGGUAUGGAGGAUAUGGAGGAUAUGGUGGAGGAUUUGGAGGAGGGUAUGGAGGAGGGUAUGGAGGAUAUGGAGGAGGGUAUGGCUACCCACGAUUCGGAGGUGUUGGUGGCUACGGCUCCAGGCCUGGCUACGAGCCAGAGGGCUCUGGAGAUAUGGAGUACUACACUGCAGCAUCCAGCGGCCCCAUCUACAACAGUAUCAUCGUUGUGAUCGGCUCCCUGAUUUCCCUGCUGAUGGGCCACUGGGUGGUAGUCAUGUAG